Messenger RNA from Chlorocebus sabaeus (green monkey), 3256 nucleotides. RefSeq names its product solute carrier family 25 member 38 (gene SLC25A38). Lineage: Eukaryota; Metazoa; Chordata; Mammalia; Primates; Cercopithecidae. Gene Ontology annotation, biological process: glycine import into mitochondrion. Gene Ontology annotation, cellular component: mitochondrion; mitochondrial inner membrane. The record is from RefSeq and is a predicted model, not a curated record. Gene Ontology annotation, molecular function: glycine transmembrane transporter activity.
UUGGAAGUGUCAUCUGAGGUGGCCGUGGGACAUCUGAGUAAGUGACUGUGUGAGACUGAGCUCCAGUGAGAGGUUGAGAGUGUGGAGGGGGUGGAAAUGGAACCCCUGGAAGUGGGUAAAGAGCCAUGGAAGUUUGGUUCAUUUAAGGGAGAGGCCAGAGAAGUGGGAGGAAAACCAGGACAGUAUUAAUCUCUGAAGCCAAAGGAAGAGAGCAUUGCAAGGAGGGAGUGGUGGUGAAUAGUGGAGUGCCCUGAGUGGCCUAAGUGUCCUGGAUUUUCACUUUAGACUGGGUGGUAUGGUGAAAAGAGUAUGAACUUUAAGUCCUGGCCAGUGGCUUCAAUCCCUGUGACAUAGGACACAUUUGUAAUUUCUGUGAGCUCCAGUUUAAUCUGUAAAACGAGUUUAAAAUACCUAGCUCAUAAGAUGCUAUGAGAUUUUGAGGUGGUGUCUAUAGAUGCCUUGCCCAGUGCUACUCUGGGAGUAGAGUUGAGGGUGGGUUGGCAUAGUUGAGGUUGGAGACUGCUGCAGAGGUCAUUAGGAUGGAUCAGUGGAGGCCAGACUGGGAAGACUGAGGGCUUGGUCAGUGGGACUUGGUCAUGAAGCAGCAGGCUGAUGAGUUUUAUGUGUCUCUGAGGUUUCCAGCCUGGAUUCCUGGAGUAUCCCAGUGUGGACUGGAGAAGAGGCAAGUGCGUGAAGAACUGUUGACCAGGUUUCCAUUUUGGACAUGUUGAAUUUGAGAUGCCUGUGGGCCAUUUGAGGGAAAACAAGGAGACGUUAGCAGAGUCCGGGGAGAGGCUGACCUGGGCUGGUGAUGUGGGCGUAACUAGCAUGUGUGUGAAGCCUGGGUAUGGGUGAGGUUACUCUGAAAGGAGAUAAGAGGAGCAGUCCUAUGUGAAGGGCAGGCCAAGGAGGAGAAGGAGAGAGAAACCAGAAGCUGCGAGGAGAGGCACUCAGCCGUAUGGCAUGUACCAGAGAGGCCAAGUAAGAUAAGGACAGAGACAGGAAUGGGGUCCUGGGGUACAGCAGGUGCUUGGUGAGCCCUCAGAGGCUGUGUUAGUGGAGGAAAUUUAGCUGGAUAGCAAACCAGGGGGGGCCUGCGGAGGGACUGGCACAGAGCAAGUGGAGUUGGUGUAGCAUCAGGCUGGAAAGAUGGACGCUUUGGAGCCUGUUGCCUGGCAGAAGAGGAGAUGCCAGUUGGAACGAGAGGCCCAGUGUGUGAAGAAACGGGGCUCAUUAAUGCCACAAAGUCUUGGGAGAGACUAGAGACACAGAACUCAUAGGAAUAUUGGUUGGCAGAACAGCAGGACACCUCUUGGGGAGAGGGAGUUGAUGUGGAUACAGACUUGCUGAAAUAUGCACACCUUACUUGGUUUUACCUGUUGUCUUAUCAGACUACCCUUUGGUACUUCAGAAGUUAUUGGAUCGUGGUUGUAAACUUCAGUUUUUAAUGACCUGACUUAGUUCCCCCCACCCUCUGCCUCCAACAGUCUUAGGAGGAAUUCCGGUUAUAACUGGCUCCUUUGGUGGAAUUUGAGAUGCACUCUCUUCUCUGUUAAGCAAAUACCGCAGAUUACAAACAUUUCAGUUUCAGGUAUGAAGAAAACAUGAAGCACCACCAGUUACAUCCAGUGAUCAAGGCUUUCCUGUGUGGCUCCAUCAGUGGGACCUGUUCUACCCUCCUUUUCCAACCUCUGGAUCUCCUUAAAACACGCCUGCAAACCCUCCAGCCCUCAGAUCAUGGGACUAGACGUGUUGGGAUGUUAGCUGUACUCUUGAAGGUGGUUCGCACGGAGAGUCUUUUGGGCCUUUGGAAAGGGAUGUCCGCUUCCAUUGUGAGAUGUGUCCCUGGCGUUGGAAUCUACUUUGGCACUCUCUACUCUUUGAAGCAGUAUUUCUUGCGAGGCCAUCCCCCAACCGCCCUGGAGUCGAUCAUGCUGGGGGUGGGCUCUCGCUCUGUUGCAGGGGUCUGUAUGUCACCUAUCACGGUAAUCAAGACACGCUAUGAGAGUGGGAAAUAUGGCUAUGAGAGUAUCUACGCUGCCCUGAGGAGCAUCUAUCGCAGCGAGGGGCACCGGGGCCUCUUCAGUGGCCUGACAGCAACUCUCCUUCGAGAUGCGCCCUUUUCAGGAAUCUACCUGAUGUUUUACAACCAGACCAAAAACAUAGUGCCCCAUGACCAGGUGGAUGCAACCCUUAUUCCUAUUACAAAUUUCAGCUGUGGGAUAUUUGCUGGUAUUCUGGCCUCACUGGUAACUCAACCUGCAGAUGUUAUCAAAACUCAUAUGCAGCUUUACCCACUGAAGUUUCAAUGGAUUGGUCAAGCAGUGACACUUAUUUUCAAAGACUAUGGACUACGUGGCUUCUUCCAAGGGGGCAUCCCCCGAGCCCUCCGCAGAACUCUAAUGGCAGCAAUGGCGUGGACGGUGUAUGAAGAGAUGAUGGCCAAGAUGGGCCUGAAGUCCUGACCAAGAGAGGACUGGGAAAGGGUGAAAUCUAUUGCCCUGCUUGGUUUCUGCCAAGGGCUGCUGCUGCUUACUAUUCUGCAGUAAGAUGAAGUCCUACCUGGAAAGCCAGGCAGAAAUUGUGUUGCCUUUGCUUCGGUAAUCCCUUUAAGGAGAAAAUAUAUGGACCUGAUUUGAGCCUUCAGAAUCUCCAAAAGAGAUGUCACCAAUACACAGAGCACACUGGGGUGUUAGGAGAGAGCUCUGCAUACCCUGAGAGGCUGCUUGGAAAGGCAUUUUCCCAGGAGAGCUCUGUCAGGUGGCUGCACUUCAGCCCCACACCUACACCACAGUGUCUCCUUGGGCAUGUUCUUGGGCAAGGAAUCGCAAAGCCAGAGAAGCUGUAAGCUGCCUGCCGGGCCUGAGGAGCUCCAGCCAGGGAAGACUGGAUGUGAGGAGACGAGUCACUGUCACCAGGUCACAGAAUGACUGAGGUGAUGGUAGGAUGAGAGGAACAGAUACCCUUCUUUCAUUGGUUCUCAAUCAACUUCUCAGAGGCUCUGGAGAAUGGGACAGUGGCUUUCUAGCCUCUGAAUGUCCAGAUUAAAUGUUUUGGUCUUGGCCCCUGUACUGUUUUACCUCUAAAUUCUGGCAUUUUUUUUUCCUUUAAUUAAAGUGUUUUACUUUAUUUAUUGAAUUUUAUCAUUGAAAGCUGUUUGGAAAACCUAAAAGGUGUUGUCACAGUUCUUUUUUCUUUACCUGUGCCUUGUAAAAAUGGACUGAACCCUUUUCUAAAAUAAAAUAGUUCUAGGGUG